AUGCCAAAUACUAGAGCGAAACAAAUCAACAAUAGACCCAUGGCUUCAAGAAACUAUUCAUCAUCAUCAUCAUCAUCAUCAUCCUCAUCUUCUUCUUAUUCAGUAUCAAGAGUUAGCUCCCCAAAAAGUACAAUGAGUAAACCUAGUACCAUGAUUUCAAAUGACGAUACGAUUUAUACUCCAUCACAAGAGUACAGUCAACAAUGUCAUGUUAAAUCUUACUCUGAAUAUCAAGAGAUGUACCAACACAGUAUCACUAAUCCAAGUGAAUUCUGGGGAAAGUAUGGUAGCUCUCUUAUCAGUUGGUUUCAACCAUUCACCAAUGUUAUGUCUGGAAACUUUGUAAAUGGAGAUAUAACUUGGUUCCAAAAUGGCAAGUUAAAUGUUUCCUAUAAUUGUAUCGAUAGACAUUUGGAGACAAAGAAAGACAAGAUUGCGAUUAUCUAUGAGGGUGACCAUCCAGACCACGUGAGAAAGAUCACUUUCUACGAGUUGUUCUUGGAGACCUGUAGAUUGGCUAAUCUCUUAAAGUCGCUGGGCGUGCGUAAGGGCGACACCGUUGCCAUCUACAUGCCCAAUACACCAGAGGCAAUCUACUCGAUGUUGGCAUGCGCUCGUAUCGGUGCGAUUCACAGUGUUAUAUUUGCUGGUUUCGGUUUCGAUUCGAUCGUCUCCAGAGUGCAAGACGCCAACUGCAAGAUCAUCAUCACCGCUGACGAGGGUGUUCGUGGUGGCAAGACCAUUCCACUCAAGAAGAAGAUCGAUGAGGUUGCCAUCCACUGUCCCUCUGUGCAAAAGGUGAUUGUCUUUAAGAACACAGGCGGUCCAAUCGACUUCCACCCAGCCAAAGACAUCUGGGCACACGAGGUCAUGCCAGAACAACCCCCCUACUGUCCAUGUGAAGUGUUGGACAGCGAAGAUCCACUAUUUAUUCUCUACACAUCCGGAUCCACCGGUAAACCCAAGGGUUUGGUUCAUACUCAAGCUGGAUACCUGCUAUAUACAACAAUGACACACCGUUAUGUUUUCGACAUACAGGAGAACGAUAUCUAUGCAUGUGUUGCUGAUGUUGGUUGGAUUACAGGACAUUCUUAUAUUGUAUAUGGACCAUUGUCGAAUGGAACCACCACAUUUAUAUUCGAGGGAACUCCACUGCACCCAACACCCUCACGUUAUUGGGAGAUGGUAGAGAGACACAAGAUUACACAAUUCUACACUGCACCGACUGCCAUUCGUUCGUUGAUGAAGUAUCCAGUUAGCUAUGCAGAGAAGUGCAAUAAGAGUUCACUGCGUGUGCUAGGCACCGUCGGUGAACCCAUCAAUCCAGAGGCAUGGAGAUGGUUCUACAAGUAUGUCGGUGAGGACCGUUGUCCUAUCGUCGACACCUACUGGCAAACAGAGUCCGGUGGACAUUUAGUCGCACCGCUGCCCGGAGGAAUCCCCACUAAAGCAGGUAGCGCUACCUUCCCAUUCUUUGGAAUCAAGCUGUCGGUACUCGAUCCACAGACCGGAAAGGAGAUGAGCGGUAACAAUGUCGAAGGUGUAUUGUGUGUCAACAACUCAUGGCCUGGAAUCGCGCGUACCGUCUACCGUUCACAUACUCGUUACCUGACAACCUAUAUGAAGCCAUACCCUGGCUACUACUUUACCGGUGACGGAGUCAAGCGUGACCAAGACGGAUACUACUGGAUCCAGGGUCGUGUCGACGACGUCAUCAAUGUUGCCGGUCAUCGUUUGGGAACGGCAGAACUCGAGAGUGCAUUGGUCGGACACAAUUCAUGCGCAGAGGCAGCGGUCAUUGGAUAUCCACACGAUAUCAAGGGUCAAGGUAUUCUGGCAUUCUGCACACUGAAACAUGGAUUCGAAGACACCGAAGACAUUGUGUCGUCACUAAAGAUCGAAGUCAGAAAGAUCAUCGGUCCAUUUGCAACACCCGAUGUUAUCAUCAUCACACCAUCACUCCCCAAGACUAGAAGUGGUAAGAUCAUGCGUCGUAUCCUCAGAAAGAUCGCUUGUCACGAAUCAACACCGGAGCAACUCGGUGACAUCUCAACACUCGCCGAGCCAGAAGUUGUUCAAUUUUUAAUUGAUAAAGUAACAGCAUGUCUACCAAAACAUCAUUAA
Molecule: messenger RNA, 2124 nt
Organism: Heterostelium album PN500
Lineage: Eukaryota; Evosea; Eumycetozoa; Acytosteliales; Acytosteliaceae
Gene: acsA
Product: acetate--CoA ligase
Exons: 5
Coding region: 1-2124 (707 amino acids)
Molecular function (GO): AMP binding; acetyl-CoA synthetase activity
Source: RefSeq, a predicted model, not a curated record